Vidua chalybeata is the source of this 2321-nucleotide messenger RNA. It is a transcript of the gene ZSWIM7, whose product is annotated as zinc finger SWIM-type containing 7. The coding region runs from base 147 to 572 and encodes 141 amino acids. Gene Ontology annotation, molecular function: zinc ion binding. Gene Ontology annotation, biological process: double-strand break repair via homologous recombination. The record is from RefSeq and is a predicted model, not a curated record. The transcript has 6 exons. Gene Ontology annotation, cellular component: Shu complex. NCBI's taxonomy places the organism in Eukaryota, Metazoa, Chordata, Aves, Passeriformes, Viduidae.
CCGGAGCGGGAGCGGGAACAGCACCGGGAACGGGCAGCGAGCGGGAACGGCACCGGGAGCGGGCCGGGCUCGGGAACGGCACCGGGAGCGGGCAGCGAGCGGGUCCCGGCGCUCUGCUCGCCCUGGGAUGAUCCCGUGCCAGUGGGAUGGACGGGAGUACCUUGCCAGCUGUGGCAGAAGAGCUCUUGAGAGAGAUCAAAAAGGCUUUUCAGGAGACCUCACAGGUGCCUGAUGACCUGCUGCUGGGGCUGAAGUUCGUUUUUGGCCCAUCUGCAGUCCCAGCUCUGGAUUUGGUGGAUCAGCGUUCUGUCACCCGGAUGAGGUCCCCCAGUGGAAGGAUUCUCUACCAGGUCCUUGGGAGCUCAGGCAAACUCUACACCUGCUACAGCUCCUGCCACUUCUGCACCUGCCCUGCCUUUGGGUUUUCUGUGUUGCAGAAGAGUGAGAGCCUUCUGUGCAAACACAUCCUGGCUGUCUACCUCAGCCAGGCCAUGGGAGCCUGCCAGGAGCUGGCUGUGUCUGAGGAGCAGCUCACAAACAUCCUCCUGGCUGAGGAAGAGGAUGAAGGAUGAAGGAUUUGGAUCACUCCUGGCAUUUUUAAUAUCUACAAGGCUGUCAAAUGCUCAUUUAGGCUGGUAGAUUUCUUCCUGUGCUGCAGCCAAGUGUGACAUUAAUUAGCAGCCUGCCACUGAUAAAUUAAUUAAUUAGGCCUGUGUUGACUUCAGUAUUGUUUAUUUAUGCUGUUUUUGGGAUUUCUGAAGAUGUUUGAACUAAUCUGUAAUAAUUGUGAUGUGAGGUUGCAAACCUGCAGGUGUCUGUGAUCCACAGAUUAAAGAGCUGCUGUGGCUCUUUGCAGGUGGCAGCUCAGAGGAAUUUCUGAUUUUUCAGUGGCAAACCUGGUCCAGGGACUAGGGCAGGGACCCCUCAGCACCCUGAGACUGGUGACAGCUCUGUGCCUCCAAUGGAACAGGAUCCUUGGAAGCAUCAAGGUGGUUGCUGUGCUUUAAAUCAAACACUUUCAAAUGCACUGAGCACCUCAAGGCUGCUUCCCUGGGAGCCAGCUCCUUCCAGCUGUGAUUCCCUGUCCAUGCUCUGUGCCCCCUGAGGGCAGUGUGGCCUCUGGUGCUGCAUCAGCCACCAGAAAUAAUGGGGCACAGGCUGAGCCAGGUGGUGUGGGUGGUAAAUGAAGCAUUUUGUAUGUGAAUAACAGUUCCUGCAAAUACAAAAUCUCAGCAACAUGAGGAGAACACUUUCAUCCAUGUACAACAGCUCAAUGGCCACAGCUGCACUGGCUACAGAAAGUUCCUCUGCUGCUUUUGCUUCACAUUUUUAUAGAAACCUUCAGAGCUUUUAAUUGAGGGGGGCAAGGAAGGUGUUCUAUUUUUAUUCUGCCUUGCAAUGUCUUUGGCUCAGAUCCACAAAGGCACUUCCUGUGCCCAGUGCCCAUGACCUGGGCCAGAGUUAAUGCCUGACAGCCCAAAGGCACAGCUGGCCUAAGGAUGCUCCACGUCCAUCUGCAGGAAUUCUGGCUCAUGAGAGGCAUGGGAAGGGAGCAGUGGUGGAUACUGAGCUGCACUGGAAGCUCUCACAUGUGGACAGGUGUUGGUGUUAUAGCACUGAGAGUUUCACUCUGUUGCUGCUGUGAGAGUUUGGGUCCGUUUCAGGCAGCCAAAGGGAGAGAUUCCAUCCUUUGCUGUGAGGAUAAAUGUGGCUUGCAACCACUUGGCAACACUGCCAGGGCUGCAGGUGAAACCCUGCUGGUUUCCAGCCCUGAUUAACAGGAGGAACACGGCCAAAGAUAACACAGAGGGGAAGGGAUGGAGGGAGGAGAGAGCCAGGCCCUGCCCAGAUGGCAGGAGGUGGCCCAGGGUCAGCUGGCCCCUGAGCAAGGCAGAUGCAGCAAAGCUGAACGGGGCUGGUAAAGGAGAAGCACUUGGGACAGGGACUUGAACUGCUCAGGCUCGUGCUGGAAGUGCCCAUAUCUGAGACACUGAGCUGUAGCUAAAUUUGGACAUUGCAUAAACAUGUGCAAACCCAUCCAGAGCUCUCGGGUGAUUUCACCCAGGUCUGGGGCUGAGCUGCAGUGAAAUCCAGCACUCCCAGGGAACCAUUCCCUGUGCAUGGUGGACCCAGAGUCAUUCCUGCAGCUGCUGCCUGCAGCUCUUGCCAGCUGGCAGAGGAGAUGCUGCAGGAACAAGAUUUCUUCAGUUUUUCAAUUGAUUUUACACAUAUUUGUUAUUAUAUAUGCCAGAGAAAUGAAACUCUUGGGAUCUUGCACCCCCCUUUUAGUGCAACAGAAUUAAAAAAAAAUAUAGAGUUGA